AUGAAUGCAUCUACUGUAUCAUAUGAAGAAUUGGAACAAUUUGAGCCAGUUCCCCUACUCAGACACUCGUAUCAGUUGACUGUUCUGUAUACAGUUGCCUAUGGAGCUGUGUUCUUUACUGGAGUUUUGGGAAAUACGUUCGUCGUUUUGGCAGUUUGGGCUCAUAAGAAUUUGAACAUCACUACGGAUUACUUGAUUCUUUCGUUGGCUUUGGCGGAUUUGUUCAUUCUAUGGAUAUGUCUUCCGACCACUCUGAUAAACAGUAUAUUCACAGAAUGGCUCUGGGGACAAUUUUUCUGUCGACUAUCCACGUGGGCGAAUGCCUCAACAUCGUUCGCAUCAGUCUACACUCUAGUCGCAGUCACUGCUGAUCGAUAUCUUGCAAUCUGUCACACACUGAAAUAUAACACGAGCUGGGACCGAGAGUACACGAAAUAUGUCAUUUUCACAGUAUGGUUUGUCGCUGCGAUCUUUGGAAUUCCUAAUUGGUAUAACUAUGACUUGAUAGUCUGGCAAGAAGGCAACUACGGUUACCGGUUAUGUACAUCUCAAACAGAUCAGAAAUUAUAUUUUCUUUUCGUAAAUCUUCUGUUAGCCUUCAUUGUUCCAUUUGGAUUAAUAUCCGGGCUCUACACAAAAAUCUUCAUUACGGUGUCAACUCACAGAAGCUUGGCGGUUGAUGCAAGGGCCCGCGAAGACCGUGUAAAACUGCGAGUCGCUACGAUGAUGCUCACCGUAAUCAUAGUAUUCGCGUGUUGUUGGCUCCCACUCUACUGUAUUUUCACCUACUUUUUCUUCUUUGCCGAUCAAAGAUCCGACCUGUUUCAGAUCACUUCCAUGUUGAUCCGUCCAAUAUUCCAAUGGAUGUCUCUAUUAUCGAGCUCUCUAAAUCCAAUUAUUUAUAUUGCAUACAGUCAUAAAUAUCGGAGAGCAUUCAAGAGUAUUCUACUGAUGCCUUGUAAGACGAGAUACGAGAGAGUGAGAAGUACAAUCCUCCGUCGUCACUCCAGAGGUGGCAAAUCCACAGCAACAAUCUCAAUGUCUAACUUUGGCACCGAGCCAACAAAUCUCGGCGGAGCAGCCAGUUUACUCAUUGAACCAGAUGGAAAACAAGUUGAAAGAUCCACUUCUGAUUGUUAA
This is a messenger RNA of Caenorhabditis remanei, 1140 nucleotides long. RefSeq lists its product as uncharacterized. The record is from RefSeq and is a predicted model, not a curated record. Gene Ontology annotation, molecular function: G protein-coupled receptor activity. The transcript is spliced from 6 exons. NCBI's taxonomy places the organism in Eukaryota, Metazoa, Nematoda, Chromadorea, Rhabditida, Rhabditidae. Gene Ontology annotation, biological process: G protein-coupled receptor signaling pathway. Gene Ontology annotation, cellular component: membrane. Bases 1 to 1140 code for a protein of 379 amino acids.